Molecule: messenger RNA, 4105 nt
Organism: Actinia tenebrosa (Australian red waratah sea anemone)
Lineage: Eukaryota; Metazoa; Cnidaria; Anthozoa; Actiniaria; Actiniidae
Product: bromodomain-containing protein 3
Biological process (GO): chromatin remodeling; regulation of DNA-templated transcription
Cellular component (GO): nucleus; chromatin
Source: RefSeq, a predicted model, not a curated record
GGGUCCAAGUAAAGCUCAAAAGGGCGGCUGUUUGUUCGUUCGCUGGACGAACAAGAGCCAAGRAAAUACUGUCAAAAUUUAUGUUGAAUCUCUCGUCGUGGAUGGACRCGCUAGACCAUCCGACUUCGGAAAAUUUCCAGAAUUCCAUCACACGCAUUUACAAAGGGCCUGGUGAGGCAGUACAGCAGUCUGGUCUUCACAGUGAAUAUGGAGUCGCCGAUUCAGUGAAUGGAAUAAGGCCCUUGUCGAGCCCCGAGGGGCACGAAAAACGACCAAGAAGACUCUCUCACAAAUACGACGAUUUUGAGCAGCCUACAGUGCGAGGUAUGGCUCAACCGACCUCAUCUACACCACAUCAGCCAGCACUAAAGAGCCACAGAACGACAAACCAACUUCAAUAUUUACAGAAAACGGUUAUGAAGGGAAUAUGGAGACAUCAAUACGCUUGGCCUUUCCGCGAACCUGUAGAUGCUGUAAAGCUCAAUUUACCGGACUACUACAGCAUCAUAAAGAAGCCUAUGGACCUUGGUACCAUCAAAAAGAAGCUUGAAAAUUAUGAUUAUAAUAAUGGCAAGGAAUGUAUUGACGAUUUCAAUCUCAUGUUUGAGAACUGCUAUCGAUACAACAAACCAGGAGAUGAUAUAACAUUAAUGUGUCAGACAGUGGAAAAAGUAUUUAAACAAAAAUUAGGGGCAUUGCCUCCUGAGGAAAAAGAAAUUCUAAUUGGACCAAAGAGAAAAGCAGAUGGAAUAGGAGGAACUGGAGCAAAGAAGGGCAGAAGGCCGGGGCCAAAACCUGAAUUGCAUGUGCCAGCGACAGUUGUGCCUGACAGUACUCCAAUGACGACAAUUCCUCAACCAGCAACAAUUACUACCCUCCCUCCGUUGGUAACAGCUACUACUGCAUUACCUACUCCAGUAGAAGCAACAACCACAGCACUCCCUACACCAUCUGUUACGCCAGCACCCGUAAUGCCUGGACCACCACCCAUCGCUACAUCCAAGAUCAAGAAAGGAGUGAAACGCAAAGCAGAUACUACAACGCCAACCACACCAAUAGGAGACAUUGACUCUGGAUUAUCAGCCCCUAAAGCAGCUAGAGUGCCAGCUCGCAGGGAAUCAACUAGAACAGUUAAGAAACCAAACAGAGAUCUCCCUGAAACACCAAGUCAGGUUAGAGAAAAGGAUCAUUGCACCAUGUCAAGGGGAAAAAAGAAAGCACUUUCAGAGCAGCUAAAGUAUUGUAACUCUAUUCUAAAAGACAUGUUUUCCAAAAAGCACUAUGCAUAUGCUUGGCCCUUUUACAAGCCUGUGGAUGCAGAUGCUCUUGGUCUGCAUGACUAUCAUGAUAUCAUCAAGCAGCCGGUUUCCAUGGAAGAACUUAAGGAAAAAAUGGACAACAGAGAAUUCAAAACUCCAUCAGAAUUUGCUGCUUCUGUUCGCUUAAUGUUUAGUAACUGUUAUCGAUACAACCCUCCUGAUCAUGAUGUAGUCAAGAUGGCAAGACAGCUCCAGGAUGUUUUUGAAAUGAAGUAUGCAAAGAUGCCAGAGGAGCCAGAGCAGCCUAUUCCAAGCCCUCCGUCUGAAACACCUCCAGCAGAAGAACCUGAACAACAAGAAACUUCAGAAGAAUCAUCGUCCGAGUCCAAUGACAGCGAGGCAGAGAGGGAGGACAAACUAACACAAUUACAACAACAGCUCAUAUCAGUACAUGAACAGCUUAGUAAGCUAACAGGAGAAAAAGUCAUCCUCCCGAAGAAAAAGAAAGAACCAGUAAAGAAACCAAAAAAGGAGCACAUAGAAAAGCCAGCAGGGAAGGGCAUUACUCACUUCGUAGAGAAACCAAAAAAGGAGCACACAAAACCUAAACCAGCACACAAACAAAAGAAGCAAGAAAAACAGACCACGACGGCAGUAAAAGCUGAAAAACCGACUAAGAAACAAUCGGCUUCAAAACGAUCAGCAAAGAGCAAAUUGGCUGCCAAGAAAAAGACAUACGAAGCUGACAGCGAUGAAGAAGAUAAUGCCAAAGCCAUGGACUAUGAUGAAAAGAGAGAACUCAGCCUAAACAUCAAUAAACUACCAGGUGGAAAACUCGGCAAAGUGGUACAGAUUAUACAAUCAAGAGAACCAGGUUUGGGUGACACAAACCCAGAUGAAAUAGAAAUAGACUUUGAAACCUUAAAACCGGCAACAUUAAGAGAACUGGAACGGUACGUCCAGUCCUGCUUGAGAGAGAAAAACAAAGCGCCUUCUAAAAAACCCAAGAAUGCAGAAGAGAGAGAACAAGAACAAGCUCGGAAAAAAGAAGAAUUAGAAAAAAGGCUACAGGAUGUCAGUGGAAAAAUCGGAGCACCAGCACAGAAGAAACAAAAGAAAGAUUCCCAUAACUCAGAACAGAGAAUAAUAGAUGUUGUGGGAAGUGAACCAAGGCCGUCCCGCUUGAGUGAGAGCAGCAGCAGUGGAUCUGGGUCAAGCAGUAGCUCUGGCUCAUCCUCCAGCUCUGGCUCUUCAAGCUCUGAAAGCAGCUCUGGUUCUGAAUCAGAGUCUGGUGGUAAAAGCCAUAAGACUGCCCCCAUUACAAAGAUUAAGUCUGGUGUUGGAAACUCUGCAAAAGCUUUGGCAAAAUUACACAAAACGGAUGCUCCGAAUGUAUCGGUAGUACCAGUAAAGCCAGAAAAAAAAGUUAUACCAUCCCUACCCCCAAGUCAACAUGUAGCUCAACCCAAGCACCAAAAAGCCACUUCAUCUCAUUCAAAUACUCGAAAAUCAAAUGGUACAGGGAAAUCAAAAGCUCUGCCCAAAUCACAAACGAACGUAACAAAGGUACCAGCCACUACCGUGCCUCCAGUUAGUAUACCAAAACAGGUCCCACACACUACAACAAAACCUGUGGUUAAACAAGAACAAUUACCGGUGAAAGGAACUCCAGUGCCGAAGACACCCCAAGUACCGAAAACAGUAGCUACUCCUAAAACAGUACCUGCUCCAAAACCUGCUGUACCUACACCUAAAGUUACAUCUACACCAAAGACAACCAAUCCAACGUUUACAGCUGUUAAAAAUAUAACAACUACAGCAGUGACUCAACCCAAACCAGUAGUUUCUGCCAUGUCAACGCCCAUGAACAAACCACUGGCUCCAGUUAUAAACCCAGUUGUGACCCCAGCUGUGACCCCAGUUGUGACCCCAGUAAGCAGUACAGUACAAGGUGCCGUGAAGGAUAAAGACCCAAUAAAACCUACCAACACAAAAAUAACGACUCCUGCUGCACCUAAAUCAGGUGGAACUGGAUUAACAUUUUCUAUAGGAGACCUUCCAGGAUCAUUAGCGACAAUAGGGCAAAAGCCAUUAGAUGCUGGGAUCAAAAAGGACAGUGUUAAACCUAUUCGUCACGUCCCAUCCUGGUCUAGUCUGCCAUCAACAGCUUCACCAUCUUUAACAAGAACGCCAUCAUCAACCAGCAGCUUUGAAAAGUUUAAACAACAAGCCAAAGAUAAAACUGAAAGGGAAAAAGCAUUAAAAGUACAAGAAGAACAGCAAAAGCAAAGAAGAGAACAAGUUGAGGCAGAACGAGCAAGACAAGCAGAAGAACGCAAAAGGGAGAGAGAAGAAGAGGAAGCAUUAGAACGAGCAAGACUGCAGCACCAAGAAGAAAGAACCAAACAAGAAGAAAGAAGAAUGAUGGACCGUAAUCGUGCACGAGAAGCCGAGAGGAGAAGAAGAGAAGCUCAAGCCGGCACGAUUAACAUGAACGAACAAAGUGAUAUAAUGGCUUCAUUUGAAGCAGAUUUUACACAUUAAAAUGAGCACCUGUCUUCCAAGAGCAUCAUGUCAUCUGGAUCAAUUCAUACAUAAGCCAAAAAGGCAAUAUUGCAAAUAUUGAAGUGUGCCAGCAGAUAGCACAAGAAUAUUGAAUUGUUUAUAUUAUUUUGUACUUAACAUUUCUAUAGCUAAAUUGAUUUUUUUCAUAUUUUUGUCUUUAAGUCRUCAUAAUAUUAGAAUUAUUAUUGAUAGCUGAACUCCUAUUAUUAGACUCAAUUUCAUUUUUGAGUUUAAAGAAAUUACAAGGUGUUCGCUGGCAAUUAAGCAAUAAUGCAUGAAUA